Molecule: messenger RNA, 906 nt
Organism: Erpetoichthys calabaricus (reedfish)
Lineage: Eukaryota; Metazoa; Chordata; Cladistia; Polypteriformes; Polypteridae
Gene: lbh
Product: LBH regulator of WNT signaling pathway
Exons: 3
Coding region: 136-480 (114 amino acids)
Biological process (GO): positive regulation of DNA-templated transcription
Cellular component (GO): nucleus
Source: RefSeq, a predicted model, not a curated record
CAGACGGACGGACGGACGGACGGGCGUCGUUGAGCGGAGGUGCAGUUUGGGGAGUUCGCGGUGUGUUUUCAGGGCUCCCGCGACUCGCUCUUUUCUUUUUCGGGGUUGUAACGCUGCACUACUCGCUGGGAAUUCAUGUCUGGUCUCUUCUGGCCGCUGCACUGCUCUGUGUUCCUGCCGACUUCCAGAAUGACUGAGCUGAUGAUGAGCAGCACAUCGAUGGACGACAUGGCACUGAGCCCCAGCAAAGACCGCCACUCCUUUCAGAUCUUUCCUGACCCCUCGGACUUUGAGCGAUGCUGCAAACUGAAGGACCGCCUGCCCUCCAUUGUGGUGGAGCCCACCGAUGGCGACGUGGAGAGUGGCGAACUUCGCUGGCCCCCGGAGGAGUUUCUGAUCAGCGAAGAGGAGGAUGAGCCCGAGGAUGAGAAGAUGUGUGAAGAGGUGCCUAGCAAGGAGGAGGCCGAGGGCCAGUCGUAGAGCUGGCAGAGAACCCGCCGAGGCCUCGGCCCUUUCUUUUUGGACUACCGGACUGGGCUGUCCUUGUGCCCCCGGGUUAGCGAUGGCAGGGUGGGGCAGAGUCCUUGGCACUUUAAGUAGUUUGGGGCCCCGUACCCCCCUGUAGCAGCCCCCUUUGCUUUCUGCUCCACCUUUGGCCCGGCGGUGGCCACCUCUGUGGGCUCAGCGUGGCGCAGGUGAGCUUGCUUGGACUUGGCACGGUCACGGGAGGCCUUAUUAUGGGAUGGCACGCACGGCCACCUGUCUGUCUUUCUGUCUGUCUGUCAUCUUGUUCCCGUUUGUGACAUCUGGACUCGAUUUUGGCUCAGGGAGGUCCGCUUGCUGCCACUUAACCCCUCAGACCACUUGUGUUCAGUUCAAAGCUUUGUAAAUAAACGACUGAAAGCA